GGGUAGGCAGGGGUGUGGCCAAGCCAGAGGGGAUGAUGGUGGCAGAGGGAGCUGGACAGGAGGGUGAGGACAGCAGUGUGGAAGGGGGCUGCAGCUGCCAAGUCCCUGCCUGCCACUCACAACCCAGCAGCUGGUUUUCUCAGCAGAAACAUGCUGAGGGACAGGCUCCGUCCAGCCAGACCCCCUCUCAGAGGCAGCCAGCAGGCACUGCUGCUUCUUCUGGCCUCCCUCCUGCCACUUGCUGGCUGACAGGCUGUGGAGGUCCAUUUAAAGGUUCAUUGUUUUCAGCGCCUCCCUGCUCGCCUAGGCUGGCAUUUGGAGGUUGGAGGGAUGGGCUUUGGCUCCAGAGCAGGGGCCUUGGGCCCCUCAGGAGUGCCUUGCAGUGUCACCAGCACCUGCACUGGGAACUUCUGCCUCCUAGUCAGAGCAGACUAGGCCAGGAGGCUCUCAGCUGUGCCCCAGAUGCUGUGCCUUCCGCCUUUUAUUUCCCACAACACAUUCUUUACACAUUUGUGAAUCAUGCUUAAGGAAGAAAAUCGGAAUCAUUAUUUUAUGAAGAGUUAGAACAGACAUUAGCAAGCCCUCAGAUUUCACAGACAUCCUCAGAACACUUUAAUCUGGAUACUGGUGCAUUUUCCAUUUUGCCAAGAGAGGACAACAAUGACCAACUCUUUUUGCCAUCAUUUCAUGAAAGAGAGGGCAUUGUAUGGACUGAAAAGUAGGCAGCAAAUAGUAUGGAAAUAAGGGCUUUCAAAUGCACUCAUUUUGGUCUCUUGAAAAUGCCACUUCAUUAGCCUUUUUUCUUCGGCCAGUAGGAAUGGAGCUAUGCUGGUGACCUUGAAGAGUCACAGAGCUGCCUUCUUCUGUGAUAACUGGCUCCAUGACCACAAAAGAGGAAAGAAGGACCAAGCCUGGCAGUUACAAAGGCUUCAGUGUCCUUUGUCCCAAGCCAAAGACCAGGGACAGAGGGAGGGCAAGCAGUGGUGCCGGCAGUCCUCAGCAGCCACUGAAGUGAAAAGCAAAAACAAUCCACUGCCUGUUCACUGAGGACAGGUAACUUCCAGGUCUGCAGAUAACAGGAGAAGAUGAAGGAAGAUUGUCCGCCCAGUGCGCAAGUCCCCAUCAGUGACAGCAAGUCCAUUCUGAAGUCAGAGCUCUUAAGCCUGCUGAAGACCUACAACUGCUACCACGAGGGCCGAAGUCUUCAGCUAAGACACCGAGAGGAAGAAGAGGUUCUGAUCAUCGAGGGCCUCCUCAACAUUGCCUGGGGACUGAGGCGGCCCAUCCGGCUCCAGAUACAGGAUGACAGGGAGCGAGUGCAGCUCUCAGCCUCCUGGACACCCGGACGGCCCAGCUGCCACCUAAAGGAGCCACCUCUCCAGGAUGACAGAGCCACGGCCCAGGAGCAGGGUGACCAGCCCACAGCCAGGGAAGAGAGUUCCAGGGCCAGCUCAGAGCCCCUAGAGGAGGAAGAGGAGACCCCACAGCUGAUGCGGACCAGGAGCGAUGCAGCUGGUGUGGUGAUCCGGAGGAGUCCCAGGCACUGUGCUCCUGGCGAUGCCCAGCGGAUCUGGCGACACCGGUUCUCCAUCAACGGGCACUUCUACAACCACAAGACGUCUGUGUUUACUCCUGCCUAUGGGUCCGUGACGAACGUGAGGGUCAACAGCACCAUGACAGCCAGGCACGUGCUCAUCCUGCUGCUGAACAAGUUCCGGGUGGAGAAUGGCCCCAGUGAGUUUGCACUCUAUGUCGUCCAUGAAUCUGGGGAACGGACAAAACUGAAAGACGGUGAGUACCCGCUGAUUUCCAGAAUCCUGCACGGGCCAUGUGAGAAGAUCGCCAGGAUAUUCCUGAUGGAAGCUGACUUGGGCGAGGAGGUCCCCCACGACGUCGCUCAGUACAUUAAGUUUGAAAUGCCGGUGCUGGACAGUUUUGUUGAAAAAUUAAAAGAAGAGGAGGAAAGAGAAAUAAUCAAACUGACCACGAACCGUGGCCUGUCAGGCAGCCAUAGAGCCCCAUCAGGGAGAACAGACGACACACAGAUGGCAGUUCACUGAAGGGUUUUGGAGUUG
Manis pentadactyla (Chinese pangolin) is the source of this 2075-nucleotide messenger RNA. RefSeq names its product Ras association domain family member 4 (gene RASSF4). The transcript is spliced from 11 exons. Lineage: Eukaryota; Metazoa; Chordata; Mammalia; Pholidota; Manidae. The record is from RefSeq and is a predicted model, not a curated record. Gene Ontology annotation, biological process: signal transduction. Bases 1086 to 2060 code for a protein of 324 amino acids.